This is a messenger RNA of Callorhinus ursinus (northern fur seal), 2160 nucleotides long. It is a transcript of the gene TRIP13, whose product is annotated as thyroid hormone receptor interactor 13. NCBI's taxonomy places the organism in Eukaryota, Metazoa, Chordata, Mammalia, Carnivora, Otariidae. Gene Ontology annotation, cellular component: nucleus; chromosome. The record is from RefSeq and is a predicted model, not a curated record. Gene Ontology annotation, biological process: reciprocal meiotic recombination; meiotic recombination checkpoint signaling. Gene Ontology annotation, molecular function: ATP binding; ATP hydrolysis activity.
GGUCCCCGCUGCUCCCGGCGGCGGCGGCGGCAUGGACGAGGCGGUGGGCGACCUGAAGCAGGCGCUGCCCUGCGUGGCCGAGGCGCGGACCGUGCACGUGGAGGUGCACCAGCGCGGCGGCAGCACCGCGAAGGAGGAGGACAUAAAGCAGAGCGUUAGAAAGCUGCUCAACAGACACAACAUCGUGUUCGGGGACUACACGUGGACUGAGUUCGAUGAGCCUUUUCUGACCAGAAAUGUGCACUCCGUGUCUAUUGUCGACACGGAGUUGAAGGUGAAAGACCCCCAGCCCAUUGAUCUGGGUGCCUGCACAAUUGCACUUCACGUCUUCCAGCUGAAUGAGGGCGGCCCCAGCAGUGAGACUCUGGAAGAGGGGACUGAGAACAUCACUGCAGCAAGUCACUGGGUCCUGCCUGCAGCGGAAUUCCAUGGGCUUUGGGACAGCCUGGUAUAUGAUGUGGAAGUCAAAUCUCAUCUCCUUGACUAUGUGAUGACGACUUUGCUGUUCUCAGACAAGAACGUCGACAGCAAUCUCAUCACCUGGAACCGGGUGGUGCUGCUGCAUGGUCCUCCGGGAACUGGAAAAACAUCCCUGUGUAAAGCAUUAGCCCAGAAACUGACCAUUAGACUUUCAUGCAGGUACCGGUAUGGCCAAUUAAUUGAAAUAAAUAGCCACAGUCUCUUUUCUAAGUGGUUUUCGGAAAGUGGCAAGCUGGUAACUAAGAUGUUCCAGAAGAUUCAGGACUUGAUUGAUGACAAAGAUGCUCUGGUGUUUGUGCUGAUUGAUGAGGUGGAGAGCCUCACGGCUGCCCGCAAUGCUUGCAGGGCAGGCGCCGAGCCUUCGGAUGCCAUACGCGUGGUCAAUGCCGUCUUGACCCAGAUCGAUCAGAUUAAGAGGCACUGCAACGUGGUGAUUCUGACCACUUCCAACAUCACAGAGAGGAUCGACGUGGCCUUCGUGGACAGGGCUGACAUUAGGCAGUACAUUGGACCGCCGUCUGCAGCAGCCAUCUUCAAAAUCUACCUCUCAUGUUUGGAAGAACUGAUGAAGUGUCAGAUCAUAUACCCUCGCCAGCAGCUACUGACCCUCCGGGAGCUGGAGAUGAUUGGCUUCAUUGAAAACAACGUGUCAAAGUUGAGCCUCCUUUUGAGUGAAAUUUCAAGGAAGAGCGAGGGCCUCAGUGGCCGUGUCCUAAGGAAACUCCCUUUUCUGGCUCACGCACUGUACAUCCAGGCCCCCACCGUCACCAUCGAGGGCUUCCUGCAGGCCCUGUCUCUGGCAGUGGACAAGCAGUUUGAAGAAAGGAAGACGCUCUCGUCUUGCAUUUGAUCUGAGCUCCCUGCCUGUGGGUCGCAAGUGACGUUACUGCUCACGGCAGCAGCUGCCCAGAAGUCUCCAAACACUCGGCGCACGUCUCUAGGCCAGAAGCUCCUGAGGCUAAGCAGUGUUCAGAGAAGUGUGUUGUAUUUACAUGGUUUUAAGACAAACAGCCUGUCAGUUUCACUAUUUUGAAAGCCGUUAAUUCACGUUCUGUCCUAUGAAGAACUGUCUAGAUGUGCUCGUUCCAUCCUGUGUCUGGUGGAUCAGACACAAAAUGCUGACAAAUAUGGUUUGAAAAAGGCAGUCACCAUAGGUUUUAAGAAACAAAAGAGAAACUAUAUCACCUUAUAAUAAAGUAAUCACAACAUUAAAAACGUUUCCCGCACUGAAGAUAGAAGGCAGCUUUCUGACCUGAGCUUGUUUUAUUGAGUGCACACAUUUUAGAGACUUAAUGAAUAAAGAAAACCUAUUCCUGUGUUCUAGAAAUGGAGAAAAAAAUUCCAGGUAGAGCGUUCUUCAUGAUAAUCAGUCACGGUGCUGUUUGUGGGAAAGUGCAGCCUCGGCGUUCGGGUUGGCUCUUGCCACACACCCUGCCACCCACAACAGGCAGUAUCACGUGGUACUUCGGCCUGUCAUUUUGUUCCUUCAGUCACAUUCCUGCGGCCCAAGCGCAGAUUCACGUUAACAAUGUAAAGUAUACUGGCUAAUCGGCAUGCCUCAUGGAAUGUUGUAUUUUGCUCUUAUGCUAAAAUUUCAUGUUUGUGUUUUAUAUACAUUUUUGAAGAACAUGUUAACUUUUGUUACAGAACUUUUUUAAGUAUUAAAACUUUUCCCCAGAA